This is a messenger RNA of Cordyceps fumosorosea ARSEF 2679, 462 nucleotides long. RefSeq lists its product as hypothetical. Bases 1 to 462 code for a protein of 153 amino acids. Lineage: Eukaryota; Fungi; Ascomycota; Sordariomycetes; Hypocreales; Cordycipitaceae. The record is from RefSeq and is a predicted model, not a curated record. The transcript has 3 exons.
AUGUCUCCCGCCGCCGACGCCUGGAUCGCGCUCACCAAGCAAGACGCCGUCACGCCGGAGGCCGCCACCGCCGCCUUCGCCGCGUUGCCCCCCGUCACCGCGUCCUUCAUGACGCGGGGCGCCGGCGAGUGGCAGGGCGCCGACCUGCCGACCGGCCACCCGACGCGCCAGAAGAUGGUCGAGCUCAACUGGGCCGGCAAGACGUUCCGCAGCGCCGAGGACGUCGACCCCAUCGUCGUCUACGACGCCGACGGCAAGCGCCGCUGGAACGCGGACUGGGGCCACUCCCGUCUCCGCGAGAUGAAGUUUGGCGAGGACAACACUGUGGCCAUGCUCUACGACGAUUUUCCCAUCAUCGACUACUUUCGCUACGUGAACGAGGACCUGGUAGCCGGCGCCAUGGACUCGAAGAAGAUGAACUCGUUUGGCACCUACUACUUUUACCUGAAGCGUCUCUCCUAG